UGUGUUGUGGGUGCUCUCUGUCUCUAUUCAAAAAGAUCAACCGCACCGUAUAACAAUAAUACAUACAAUAAUAGUAUUAUGCACAUGCAUGUAUGGAGCCUACCAAGCGCCUCGAGACGGAGAACAAAUCCUGCAAACUCAACAACACCGCUUUCAUUGCCCAACCACGAAAUUAUCGGCUCAAGUUUUCCCAUGAAUGUGACCCGGCUUUACCCGAGAGGAAGUUUGACACGAUGGAUAACGAGAUGACGGGAUGGCUUAUUUUGAUCCGAAGCCGCUCGGUUUGUAGAUCUCCAGUCAUGCACAACGUUCGCCUGAAGCAACUUCUAGAGGAGGUGAGCACGAAACCAGAUAGCUUUCAGAAGUUCGUGGAGCUUCUUCGCGAACCUGAGCAGGGUGUAGCGACCCUGUCGGAAGCGGACGAGAUGGACUUCUCUGCGAGAGAUGCUCACCAAAUUCAAUCUUCUUCCAGAUGUGUCCUACUGCAUGAGACGGAAGCUGGGCGAUGUGCUCGUUGCGUGAGCCUUUGAUCCUCCUUUGGAGGCACCCAUCCUCCAACGGCCGGAACCCGCACCGGAGCCCUUGGAGGUUUUGGCUGCUCUGCUCAGCGCACAUCGCGACUGAGAGGCGGUCAUGUCGCAGACAUUUUUCGUGAGAGAUGUUGCAGUUUGGCAACACCUGUUCGCCACCCUUAUUUAUCAUCCAGUGCUGCAUUUUUCGUCAUGCAACCACUUGACCCUUGCAGCACCAUUUCAAUUCGCGUCGAACGUCGGGUCACUUGGACGAGCAUGCGCAAAGCGCUCCCAAAACUCCAUGACGAAGAA
This is a messenger RNA of Durusdinium trenchii, 824 nucleotides long. NCBI's taxonomy places the organism in Eukaryota, Dinophyceae, Suessiales, Symbiodiniaceae. The record is from the annotation of a GenBank genome assembly.